CCCCUCACGGGCCCGCGCCCGCCCCUGGCCCGCUGUGAGUCCCCUCCCCGCUUGCAGCGCUGGCCCUGCGGUGCCGCCGGCUGCACACCGUGUACCAGAGCGCGGAGCUGCCCGAGACGCACCAGAUGCUGCGGCAGAUGGUCCGGGACUUCGCAGAGAAGGAGCUGAUGCCGCUUGCAGCGCAGCUGGACAAGGAGCAUCGCUUCCCGGCCGAGCAGUCCUAGGCUGAAGCUCAGCAGACUCAAAGGUGAAGAAGAUGGGUGGCUUGGGGCUGCUGGCUAUGGACGUGCCAGAGAAGUACAAAGGAGCAGGCCUUGACUACCUAGCCUAUUCCAUCGCUGUGGAGGAGAUCAGCAGGGGCUGCGCGUCCACGGGUGUCAUCGUCAGCGUCAAUAACUCCCUGUAUUUAGGGCCAAUACUCAAGUUUGGCUCCGAAGAGCAGAAGCACCAGUGGAUUUCUCCCUUCACCAGUGGAGAGAAAAUUGGAUGUUUUGCCCUCAGUGAGCCAGGAAACGGCAGCGACGCGGGUGCAGCCUCCACUAUGGCGCGCCUGGAUGGGGAUGAGUGGGUUCUGAACGGUACCAAGGCCUGGAUCACCAACGCCUGGGACGCCUCGGCCACAGUGGUGUUUGCUACUACGGAUAAAUCCCUGAAGCACAAGGGCAUUAGUGCAUUCCUGGUUCCCAUGCCAACAGCUGGGCUGUCACUGGGGAAGAAAGAAGACAAACUGGGAAUCCGAGCCUCUUCCACUGCUAACCUGAUAUUUGAGGACUGCCGAAUACCCAAGGCAAACCUCCUCGGGCAGCCAGGAAUGGGCUUCAAAAUUGCCAUGCAAACUCUGGAUGGAGGAAGGAUUGGUAUUGCCUCACAGGCACUUGGAAUAGCACAGGCAGCUCUGGACUGUGCUGUGGAUUAUGCUGAGAAGAGAAUGGCCUUUGGGUCACCCAUCACAAAGCUUCAGGCAGUGCAGUUCAAGCUGGCAGACAUGGCUGUAGCCUUGGAGGGUGCGCGCCUGCUGACCUGGAGAGCUGCUAUGCUGAAGGACAAUGGAAAGCCCUUCACGAAGGAAGCGGCAAUGGCCAAACUGGCUGCAUCGGAAGCUGCAACAUCCAUUGCUCAUAAGGCUAUCCAGAUCCUGGGCGGGAUGGGCUACGUGACAGAGAUGCCAGCGGAACGGCACUACCGCGACGCUCGGAUCACCGAGAUCUAUGAGGGGACCAGUGAGAUCCAGAGACUGGUGAUUGCAGGCCAGCUGCUGAAGGCCUACCGAGGCUGAGGGAGCUGCCCCAAGUGUGUUGUAAUGGUGCAUAGUGAUGGAGUUUGACCCUCUUGAAUGAAGCUGUUGAUGGAGGUUUUCCUCACCAAUGGCUAACUGACCCUCUAGUUAAAAUGUGCUGAUUCUUCUUUGGACAAAGUGUGGCGCACUGAGGAUGGACUGAGGUUUGCAAGUGAUGGCUGUGAGUGCAGGAGGGAGGAGGCAACCUGUGCUCAUAGGGCAGCCUGAGGCUUUUGCUAAAUGGGACUAUUCAAAUGGCUUGGUAGUGGCAAAAUGACAGUACUUGCCAGCCACUGCCUGUUUUGCUAAAUUUGUCACUACAUGGCACUGGAUAACCAGUGCCAGAAUUAAGAGAUGCUGCGAGCCAUGACUCCUGGGCCCUGCUUCAGGCUGCUGGUCAUGUGCCUCUGUAGAUCAGACUUCAGUGGAGUUCAGGUGUGGGAUGCAGCUGUCUGUGAGCUCCUAAUGGGACAGCCCGGGCUGAGAUAAUCCCUGCAGCAGGGCUCUUCUCACUUCCAGCAGGAGAGGAGCCAGACAGGAGGACAUGCAGGGACAACCCCCACACAGAAGAAUCUGAGCAGAGACUGUAGUUGCUGUAUGCACAGAUUUGAAAACACAAAUAAUUCCUCGAUCUGGGCCAGCAGGGCCCAGCACCUGCUCACACAGCUGCUCUGGGAUGUAGGGAUAGAAGCAAAAGAAAGCAAAGAGGCAGUGCCUAGGACUACUUCAUAAAAAAACCCAACCGAACGAAAAAACCCCUCUGCUCCCAAAUCUGCUUCUGCAGUAUCAUCAAGAAAGGAAGUGCCUCAUAGGGCAGUAACAGCUUUUAAUCUUGACAUGUUCUGGGCAACGAGGAAAUUAAGAGAUGACACGCAAACCUCACCAGGAAGCUUUAGCAGUAGCACAUCCUCAAUGAGUGAUCAUUGGUAAGACAUUAACUUUAGGAGCAUCAACAGCCAAAGGAAAAGCUCAAAACUCAGAAGAGGGAGAGGAUUAAGAUGACAGCCAAUGUGGUCUGGUCUGCCUCCUUGUCCAAAGAAGUACACUAGAGGGAAAUGGUUAUUUUCCUGUGGUGCCAUUAAUUUAGACUUGUGUGCAGAGAAGAGCAGGAUUCUGUUACACGAGCGAGCAGAGAAGACAAAUAAAACCUGAUUUUAAAGGAC
Molecule: messenger RNA, 2439 nt
Organism: Taeniopygia guttata (zebra finch)
Lineage: Eukaryota; Metazoa; Chordata; Aves; Passeriformes; Estrildidae
Source: RefSeq, a predicted model, not a curated record